Molecule: messenger RNA, 1140 nt
Organism: Dermacentor andersoni
Lineage: Eukaryota; Metazoa; Arthropoda; Arachnida; Ixodida; Ixodidae
Source: RefSeq, a predicted model, not a curated record
CAGAAAUAUGUCUAUCCGCUUCGCUCUUCUGUUGUUUUGUGCCGUCGAACUGUGGGAGCGAGCCCGCACAGCGCAGCGAUGUUCAACGGACCGCGAGUGCAGUCGUGGACGGAGAUGUGUUCCUCACCGUGACGUGACAAUUGCGUGCAGGAACGCCAGCUUCUGCGUCAGAGCGGACAAAGACACCUGCGACUGCCUGACCGGUUUCACCUGCCGACGUAUGAACUGCAACAAGACGAAUUUCGAAUGCAUAAAAGUGAAGAACCUGGAGACACGCUGCCAUUCCUACAGGGGUCCAUACUGUAGCCGAGAUGAGAUCUGUGCAUAUGAGAAGACCGAACUGAAGUGUAUUGUCAACUGCACCUGCUACGGUCAAUACAAGGCAGUGUGCGCUCGUACACUGGGCCAGGAGCCGUGCAAUGAUGGGAGUAUCGCCAUCGUCACACCUGGUGUCCCCGGAUACGUGUGCGACCCCUGCCGCUCUGAAACCGAGGACGCCGACUGCAACAACCAGACAAGAUGCGUCGCGCAUCGUAACUACGCUACAAAUUCGAUCUGCGAGACUCACAAGUACUGCGUUGGUGUGACGGACACGUCUUGUUCUUGUCAUGGCAAGUACAAGUGCCGGUUGACGGACUGCCAGGAAACUCCGUACGAGUGCUUGAUCCUCGAAAACCAGGAGACGAGGUGCGGCGGGGCAAAGGGCCCCAAGUGUGCGAUGAACGAGUACUGCGCCUACGGAUACGUCGGCUCAAACUGCAAGAAGUGUCCCUGCUACGGAUCGCAUCAGGCAACUUGCAUCCAGAAGCAGUCCAAGAAUCUGUGCAGUCCCGACAGCAUCGUGCGGCUGGACAAGGAUACAGGCUACACUUGUGACAGCUGCACCACGGCCGCCUCGGUUCUUACCGGGUCAGCGUAAAGGCGGGCCUCGUCGAUGAGAAGGAAACAAGAAAAAAAAUGAAUACAAUGCUCACGAGAGGGCGCAGAGAACUCUGAACGUGUGCGCGCCGCUUUACUUCUCGUGGCUAUGUUCUCGUUCCGCAUACAGAUUUGCGUGGAGAGUGUGCAAUUCAGCCGCAUCAAGGUGCUCGCAUUCAGAACGGAGGACGGGAGUGUCUGUGCACGACAAUGCAAGGGCGU